UCCGUUAGAGGGGGCAGUUACCUUCAGUCAGUCUGAAGACAGUCGGUCGGUGAGUCUCUUCUUAACUUCUAACCGUCGCCGUCAGGAACCAGAGCGGUAAUAUUAGUUAGUUUUUAACGUGUUUUCUUGUCAUCUGAAGUCUUUUCGUCUGUUUUUAACCGUUUCUUUUAAAGAACCGUGUACCGGAGACACGGAGUUCCUGUUAACUCCCGCUAACGGUUAACCGUUAACGUCACAUUCAGACUGAAGCUAACUGAUGCUAACUGCUAACUGACGGUGACCGGGCUCUAACGGUUACCGGAACUCUGAUCUCUCAUUCGGCUUCGUUUCUGGGAACUUUCCGUCUUUAAUUCGACCGGAACUCGGAAUCCGAAACUUUCCAGUGAACUUGUUUGAAAAUGGAGCCGGAGAGUUAAGAGUUAGUCCUAUUUCCUCCUGCUAGCAGAACCAGAACCACUGGGUUUAUUAAUACAGAACCAGCAGAACCAGUGGGUUUAUUACUAUAGAACCAGUAGAACCAGUGGGUUUAUUAAUACAGAACCAGCAGAACCAGUGGGUUUAUUACUAUAGAACCAGUAGAACCAAUGGGUUUAUUACUAUAGAACCAGUGGGUUUAUUAAUGUAGAACCAUUAGAACCAGUGGGUUUAUUAAUGUAGAACCAGUAGAACCACUGGGUUUAUUAGUAUAGAACCAGUAGAACCCGUGGGUUUAUUAGUAUAGAACCAGUAGAACCAGUGGGUUUAUUAGUAUAGAACCAGUAGAACCAGUGGGUUUAUUACUACAGAACCAGCAGAACCAGUGGGUUUAUCACUAUAGAACCAGUGGGUUUAUUAAUACAGAACCAGUAGAACCAGUGGGUUUAUCGAUAACCUCCCAGUAGAACCAGUGGGUUUAUCGAUAACCUCCCAGUAGAACCAGUGGUUUAUUACUACAGAACCAGUGGGUCGGGAUGGCCGGGGACUCCACCACCAGCUUCUCGCUCCUCCACCGGACCUGUAAGCUGGUGGUUCUGCUGUGCUUCCUCCACAUCUCCGUCACCGUUGUCUUCUACGUCCGCUCUCUGGACAUCCGGUUCGCCUUCGCCCAGAACCAGCAGUCCCAUCACGUUACCACGCAGACAAACCGGGUCAGAAACACCGAACUCCCCCGAGAGAAGGGGGUUGCUGCAGAGCUGGACCCGCAGCAGAAUCGGAAUGACAAGCCAGAACUUCCGAAGGACGAGCCGAAACCUCCGGAGCAACCGGUGGAGGAGAAGAAGAAGCUGGAGAAAUGUCCCGAGACGUCCCCAUUGCUGGUGGGUCCUCUGCGGGUGGAGUUCAACAUUCCGGUGAGCCUGGACCAGAUCAAGAAGGAGAACCCCAACCUGCAGCCGGGGGGACGCUUCAGACCCAGAGACUGUGUGGCGCAGCAGAAGGUCGCCAUCAUCAUCCCCUUCCGCAAGCGAGACGAACACCUCAAGUACUGGCUCUACUACCUGCACCCCAUCCUGCAGCGCCAGCAGCUGGACUACGGUGUCUACGUCAUCAACCAGGAUGGAGACGAGAUCUUUAACCGAGCCAAGCUGCUGAACGUGGGCUACGCCGAGGCUCUGAAGGAGUACGACUACGGGUGCUUCGUCUUCAGCGACGUGGACCUGAUCCCCAUGGACGACCGCAACACCUACAAGUGCUUCAGUCAGCCUCGUCACCUGUCUGUGUCCAUGGACAAGUUCGGCUUCAGGUUACCUUAUAAUCAGUAUUUUGGAGGCGUGUCCUCGAUGAGUAAAGAACAGUACCUGAAGAUCAACGGCUUCCCCAACAACUACUGGGGCUGGGGGGGGGAGGACGACGACAUCUACAACAGGUUGGCGUCAAGAGGGAUGUCCAUCUCCAGAGCCAGCGGAGACAUCGGGAGGUGUCGAAUGAUUCGUCACGAGAGAGACAAACAGAACGACCCCAACCCCCAAAGGUUCGACCGGAUCGCUCACACCAGAGACACGAUGAACAAAGACGGGAUCAAAUCUCUGACCUACAAAGUGGUGAAAGUGGAGAAGCUGGAUCUGUUCACUAAGAUCACGGUGGAUGUGGGGAAACCGUGACGGUGAGCGGCAGAGGUCUGAUCACGGUGGACGUGGGGGAAACCGUGACGGCGAGCGGCACAGGUCAGCUGACUGAUGCAGUAAAACACACUUGAAUCUUUCAGGUUCUUGUCCGGUUGGAUCCGGUGUGCUGGACUCAAACAUCA
Sebastes umbrosus (honeycomb rockfish) is the source of this 2224-nucleotide messenger RNA. RefSeq names its product DP-Gal:betaGlcNAc beta 1,4- galactosyltransferase, polypeptide 1, like (gene b4galt1l). The transcript is spliced from 7 exons. Gene Ontology annotation, molecular function: beta-N-acetylglucosaminylglycopeptide beta-1,4-galactosyltransferase activity; cytoskeletal protein binding. Gene Ontology annotation, biological process: protein N-linked glycosylation; carbohydrate metabolic process. The coding region runs from base 951 to 2078 and encodes 375 amino acids. The record is from RefSeq and is a predicted model, not a curated record. Lineage: Eukaryota; Metazoa; Chordata; Actinopteri; Perciformes; Sebastidae.